Molecule: messenger RNA, 1123 nt
Organism: Oppia nitens
Lineage: Eukaryota; Metazoa; Arthropoda; Arachnida; Sarcoptiformes; Oppiidae
Product: ELMO domain-containing protein 2-like
Exons: 1
Coding region: 54-1010 (318 amino acids)
Molecular function (GO): GTPase activator activity
Source: RefSeq, a predicted model, not a curated record
UGUUUAAAAUGAUUAUAAAUUGAGUGAUAAAAGUAUUAAUCAAAUGACAAGAAAUGGCAAUACGUUUUGGUUUUCGGUGUUUUUGGCAGACAUUCAAACUAAUACUAUAUCUUCAGUUUAGAUCAAUUGUGAAGUGGUUUUUGCACAAAACAACCAAAUUAUGUGAAUUACAGCGACUCUGUUAUGCAGACAACUUGGGAUCAAAUCGUACCAAAGGUGUUGAAUACUCAAUACUUAUGAGUAGAUCGUCGGUUCUCAAGAAGAUCAACACAGAGAUGUCACGAUUGGCCGAUGAAAAGCAAUUGACGGCCAAAUGGAUUAUGUUUGAGAAGGCCAUCGAAGCCACAGUCGUCGACAAGAAGAUCAAUGUUAAACUUCAUACAGACUUUGUUGUCGCCUAUAGGAUCUGUUUGGUCCAUAUAUACGGUUAUAAACAACUCAUUAGACUCGUUGAAGACCAGAGGUCUAUAGCAUACGAUCCUAAUAUCAAUGACCACCAAAAUAUGCUGAAAUCACUUUGGGAACAGUUAAGUGAUGAGCCGCUAACCGCUUUAAUAAGUAAACAGUGGUCAGACAUUGGCUUUCAAGGUGAUGAUCCGUCCACUGACUUCAGAGGAAUGGGUUUCUUAAGUUUAAACAAUUUGCUAUACUUUGUGACGACAUAUAAAGAUCCGGCGCGUCAUAUAUUGAUGCACUCAUUACAUCCUAAACAUGGCUUUCCCUUUGCUAUCGUUGGCAUCAAUUUAACUCAUUUAGCCCUAAGUCUGUUGACUUCGGGUAAUCUAAAGACACAUUUCUUCAAUUCAUACAAUCGUUUGUUUAAAUUAGAAGACUUUCACAAAGUUUAUUGCUAUCUCUUUGUGACCUUUGAUAAGCUUUGGCUCGAAUCUCGACCGCAAUCUGUUAUGGAGUUUAGUCUUAUAAGAGAUAAAUUUGAAAAACAACUGAUCGACAAAUUGGCCGAUAAUAGGACUGUCCUUAAAUGGGACCCACAGGUUGACACACUCUGAAUACAAUACUAUACAUUUCAUACAUAAUUAUUUUUAUUGCCUUAAUUUGAUAUUUUUAAUACAGUAUUAAUAUGCUAUUCACUUGUUAUACUGUAUUGUUUGAUUUAUUUUAC